Molecule: messenger RNA, 644 nt
Organism: Raphanus sativus (radish)
Lineage: Eukaryota; Viridiplantae; Streptophyta; Magnoliopsida; Brassicales; Brassicaceae
Product: defensin-like protein 2
Exons: 3
Coding region: 134-439 (101 amino acids)
Biological process (GO): defense response
Cellular component (GO): extracellular region
Molecular function (GO): sodium channel inhibitor activity
Source: RefSeq, a predicted model, not a curated record
GAUGGCAGCUAAAAUGACUUUAAUGAUUUACUUUUUGCUCCAACUACAAAGAUAAAUAGUACACUCCGGUUCACUUUACAGACAUCACUCCAAACUCAACAGAGAGAGAGUAAAGAGCAGACAUAGAGAUAAGAUGGCCAUGGCAACAAAAUCAGUUUCUUCUUUCACCCUCAUUUUCAUCCUCGUUUUGGUUAUUUUUGAAGUGCCGGAGAUAAUAGCCCAGGAUAGCGAGUGCCUGAAAGAAUACGGUGGUGAUGUGGGUUUUGGCUUCUGUGCGCCUCGGAUUUUUCCGACGAUUUGUUAUACAAGAUGCCGUGAGAACAAGGGGGCUAAAGGUGGAAGAUGCAUUUGGGGAGCUGCCGGUGCUGGUGGUGUUAAAUGCUUAUGCGACUACUGCAACGACAGCCCUUUUGAUCAGAUUCUAAGAGGUGGGAUUUGAGUCAUGCGGUACGUGUCAUGGUUUGUGUAAUAAUAAAUGUGAAAGGGGCCAAGUGUGUCAUGGUUUGUGUAAUAAUAAAUGUGAAAGGGGCCAAGUGUGUCAUGGUUGGUGUAAUAAUAAAUGUGAAAGUGGCACAAGUAAUAAUGUAAUAACAAGUAUGUGAAAUAAAAUGCCGGAAGUAUCUGAGGCUCACAUGGUUUGAUUA